CCAAAGUGAGUUUUGUCUCGUAACUGUACUGUGAGACGACAUUUCGGAUCUAAUUCUCCUUAAAAUCCGCGUUUUCCCGUUUCAUCGCAGCUUGAGCCAAAAUGUCGUCUUUGCAGCGAACUUAGCUUAGUGACCGCGUUCAAAUGGUUCAAAUGGUUCAAAUGGUACAGUCCGAAUGAACUGUGGUGUAACAAGAUGGCAGCUUCAUUGGAAGACGAAUUUGAAGAUGCGCCCGACAUAGAGCCUCUGGAGCCCACGCUGAAGAACAUCAUCGAGCAGAAAUCUCUGAAAUGGAUUUUUGUUGGAGGCAAAGGUGGAGUGGGAAAAACAACCUGCAGCUGUAGUUUGGCUGUUCAGCUGGCCGCAGUGAGAGAGAGUGUCCUCAUCAUCUCCACAGACCCGGCACACAACAUCUCUGACGCGUUCGACCAGAAGUUCUCCAAAGUGCCCACCAAAGUGAAGGGUUAUGACAACCUCUUUGCCAUGGAGAUUGACCCGAGUCUGGGGGUGGCAGAGCUGCCAGACGAGUUCUUUGAAGAAGACAACAUGCUGAGCAUGGGCAAGAAGAUGAUGCAGGAGGCCAUGAGUGCCUUCCCUGGUAUCGAUGAGGCCAUGAGCUACGCUGAGGUCAUGAGGUUAGUAAAAGGAAUGAACUUCUCAGUAGUGGUGUUCGACACAGCUCCUACAGGCCACACACUGCGUCUGCUCAACUUCCCCACCAUAGUGGAGCGUGGCCUGGGCCGUCUCAUGCAGAUCAAAAACCAAAUUAGCCCCUUCAUAUCUCAGAUGUGUAACAUGUUGGGACUGGGGGAUAUGAAUGCAGACCAGCUGGCCUCAAAACUGGAGGAGACUCUUCCCGUUAUCCGCUCAGUCAGCGAGCAGUUUAAGGACCCGGAGCAGACGACGUUCAUCUGCGUGUGUAUUGCAGAGUUUCUGUCUCUUUAUGAGACGGAGCGGCUGAUUCAGGAGCUGGCCAAGUGCCGUAUCGACACACACAACAUCAUCGUCAACCAGCUUGUGUUCCCAGACACCGAGAAGCCAUGCAAGAUGUGCGAAGCCAGACACAAGAUCCAGUCCAAAUACCUGGACCAGAUGGAAGAUCUGUAUGAAGAUUUCCAUAUAGUUAAACUGCCUCUGCUGCCUCAUGAGGUACGAGGAGCGGACAAAGUCAACACAUUUUCCAAACUUCUUCUGGAGCCCUACAAUCCACCCAACAAGUGACUUUUAUUCUCCUAAACCUAAACCCACUGUCUCUCGCCCACACUCGCUCACCCUCACCAUUCUGACGCUGCUCCAUCAGCUCUCUCAGAAACCACAGCAACAUAGAAACAUCUUCACCAACAUUAUUAUUAUUAUUAUUAUUAUUAUUAUAAUAGUCAGAUUCGGGAUGACAACAGUCUGAUACGGUAACACUAAAGUCUCACCUUUCUUUUUGUUUUUUUCCUUUCUCUUUCUUUUUCUGUCCUUUCCUCCUCUCACUCUCUCUCUCUCUCUCUCCUUUUCUAUCCUUUACCUUUCCUUCCACACUUAUUCUUUCAUUUUCUCCUCCUCUUUUUUCUUUCUCUAUUUUUAAACUUUUUUUUCUUUGUCUUUUCUCUUUACACCCCCUUGCGCGCUCUCUCUCUCUCUCUCGCUCUCUCUUUCUCUCUUUCUCUUUCUUUAUUUUUUUCAUCUAUAUCCCACACAGCGACAAUAACGUUCACUUUACUCCUUCUUCAAUAGUCGAACAGUAAACUGGAUCAGCGUGCUUCAUAUUGUCCAUUAAUUCAGAUGUUGUUGAUGGUUGUUUAAUUGUGUGAUGGUGACUUUUGAGUGUGUAUAUAAAAAAGCAUAAAAACUGCUUCAAAGUUGGUGGAAACAUCCCUCUCCUGCUUCUGAUGAGUGAGUGUGCAUGAAAGAAUGUAUUCAGUCUAUUGAAACUGAAAGGGCCCAGCCGUCUGAAUGCUAAUGUAAAUCUAAACUGCGAAUCAGCCGCAGUCUUAUUCCACAGUUGUACAGUUCCAGCCUCAGAGUUACGCCUCUUAUUUUAGUUAGAAGAGCUGCAAUCCGGUCUUUCAGGUUUACCAGUUCGUGUUUUUCGUUCUCUUCCCACUCCCAGCACACCUAAGCCAGAUAAGCCGUUUUUCUAGUCCACAGGUUCCAAACCCUGGUCCUGGAGGACCCCCUGCCCAGCAGGAUUUAGUGUUUUCCCCAGUCCCAGCACACCCUUUUCAAGUCAGGAAGGGCUUGUUAAUGAGCUGAUUAGUUGGCUCAGGUGUGUUGGAAGUGGAGGAACACAAAAACAUGCAGGGCAGGGGGUACUCCAGGACCAGGAUUGGGGACCACGGAUCUACCAAUUCACCGCCAUAAGAUGUGUUUGGAGCGGAAUAGUACAAAAAUGUGGACUGGAUCAGGCCCAUGUGGACUGGAUUUGAAGUCCUGAGUUAGUGGGAUGAUUUUUGGUUUACUCAUCUGAUUUUGAAUCCGUUAUUAUGGCAGUAGUUUAGCAAAAUUCGCAACAGUUGUUCCCCCUUUGCUCUAUGCUGAUUGUUCAGGUAUAAGCUGAUCGGCUACAUUUUGGGGGUAGGGACUGUGUAACUUUAGUUUUUCAGUGGACUGUCGCUUUAAAGCAGUGAGGUGAACAGAGCUUAAUGGUUUCAGACAUAGUGGCUUGAGAAGGCAUAUAGGGAGCUGAAGUCAUGACUGUCUAUAAGUUCAAAGAGCCUGCAGCCUAGGUGAAUGUUUACUUUGAUUUUAGUAAUUUCAACACUAUUGUAAUACAUUCUUGCCAUUUAGCAUUUUGAAAGCUGUAAAAAUCGUGUUAACAGCCCAAUAAUGUGACCCAAAUUUGCCCCAGAUGGACAAUAGCUGUGUAGUUCUAACAGCCAUAUUCGGCACAUGUCAAACUUAUCUUUAAAGUUAAUCUUAAGAAUGUAAACAAGAAUAUUCCAACGCUAGUCAUGCUGUCUUCCUUAAGAAUCACUGACUUGAUCUCAGUGAUACUAUAGUGUAGGCACUUUGAGGUAGUGACUCUUCAGCUCCCUCUUGUGAUUGAUGAGAAUAUUACACAACUUUCCUUCUCUUGUGUGGACUAGGCCAGUGUUUCUCAACCCUGGUCCUGGAGGCCCACUGCCCUGCUCUUCUAUGUGUUUUCCAAGCUCCCAACACACCUGAUCCAACUAAUCAGCUCAUUUUCUGAGUUAAAGAGGGUGUGUUUAAGCCAGAAAAGUGCUAAAAUGUGCAGGACAGUGGGCCUCCAGGACCAAGGUUGAGAACACUGGACUAGACUGAAUGAUGCAUUUAUCUAGUGAAGCACCUGGGUCUGCACAGUGCAUCCGAUCACAGUACAGCUCUGUCCUAAACUUGCUUUGUCUUACGCAUCUCUGGAGAGCUCUUGUUUAAUUUAAUUACAUUUUUGUCACAUUUUACUCUGCAGUGAAAGAUUUCUCAUUGUAAUUCUUGUGUACAAACAAUGUAAUUAUUGCAGUCAGUUGAAGUGCAUUGUAUUUAUAUAGAUUAAUAUUGGGAUUAUUUGUUUUGUUUGCUUUGAUUUCAGGAUGGAGUCCUCAUAAUGAAGCACAUAGUAAAUGAAACUUUUGCUUUU
This is a messenger RNA of Colossoma macropomum (tambaqui), 3583 nucleotides long. It is a transcript of the gene get3, whose product is annotated as guided entry of tail-anchored proteins factor 3, ATPase. The record is from RefSeq and is a predicted model, not a curated record. The transcript has 7 exons. Gene Ontology annotation, molecular function: ATP binding; ATP hydrolysis activity. Gene Ontology annotation, biological process: post-translational protein targeting to endoplasmic reticulum membrane. NCBI's taxonomy places the organism in Eukaryota, Metazoa, Chordata, Actinopteri, Characiformes, Serrasalmidae. Gene Ontology annotation, cellular component: GET complex. The coding region runs from base 196 to 1221 and encodes 341 amino acids.